AAAAAAGAUAUUCACAGCUGAUUAGUGAUUUGUUUUGAUUCGGAAAAAGUCUUAAUUCAAUAAAAUAAAGACGAAUAUGGUAUAGUAAUAAGUUUAUUUUAUUUAAAACAACAUCACAAGGAAUAUAUUAUUAAACAAUUGUAACUUGCCAUAAAACCGCUGAUUAGGUGAGUGACUCAUCAACAAUGUUGAGCAUAUUGCACCUAAGCCGCUGCACGCUGAAAUCAGCGCCAAGCAAACUCCUGGUGUCCAACACCAGCUUACACGGGAGGCUGGUCUCUAGACAGCUGAUCACACCUGUAAGAUGUUACAAGAAUGUUGGAGUUGGGAGAGGGAAUAAGCUAAGCAACUUAAUCAAGUCAAACGGCGUUCUGGCGCGGUUCUGCUCCUCAUCACCGCAGCCCAAGAACCACAAGUUGGUUGGGUACUGGCUGCUGGGAUGCAGUGGCAUGGUGUUCACCGCGGUGGUGCUAGGUGGUGUGACUCGCCUGACGGAGUCGGGGCUGUCCAUGGUGACGUGGAGGCUGCUCGGCGAACAGCUGCCCAGGACAGAGGAACAGUGGCAGAGCGAGUUCCAGAAGUACCAGCAGUUCCCAGAGUACAAAUACAAGAACACGAACAUAACUCUGUCGGAGUUCAAGUGGAUCUGGUGGAUGGAGUACGCGCACCGCACGUGGGGGCGCGCGAUCGGCGCCGCCGUGUUCCUGCCGGCGGCGUUCUUCUGGGCGAGGGGCUUUCUGGACAAAGCCAUGAAGAUCAGGGUCGGAGGCUACUGCGCACUGGUCGCCGCGCAGGGUCUAAUGGGCUGGUACAUGGUGAAAUCUGGUCUGGAGGACAGAUUCCAGGGACCAUCGGACGUGCCCCGAGUAUCCCAGUACCGUCUAGCGGCGCACCUCAGUCUGGCUUUCAUCCUAUACUCAGGCCUCUUGGCUGGAGCCCUGCGAGUGCUUCGCCCCUUCCCUGUACAGGCGACGUUUCAGAGGAUCAGGGAGCUGCGCAGUGUGACUGCGUUUGCGCAUACUGUGAAAGCUAUGGCGUUUUUCACUGCUGUCUCCGGAGCCUUCGUAGCCGGUCUCGACGCAGGGUUGGUGUACAACUCGUUCCCCAAAAUGGGCGACCACUGGCUCCCAGACGACAUCCUCGCGUUCUCCCCCGCGCUGCGCAACUUUACUGAGAACCCCACUACAGUGCAGUUCGACCAUAGAGUCCUGGGCACUAGCACCCUGAUCGCUGCCACUUGUCUGUGGCUGGUGGCGCGCGGGAAGCCACUGUCGCCGGUGGCUAGGCGGGUGGCUAACGGCGUGGGGGCUAUGGCUUGGCUACAGGUGGGUCUCGGCAUCCUCACACUACUGCACUACGUCCCGACUCCGCUCGCCGCGAGCCACCAGUCUGGCUCGCUAGUUCUCCUCACCUUAGCUAUCUGGCUGACGCACGAGGUCAAACUGCUGAAGUAUAUUCCUAAAUAAUGUAACUGUGUGUGUAACCCUGAGGUUUAUUUCCAUGUUAACUGUGCGUAGGUAUAGCUGUCAAAACUGUACAUUAAUACCACUUUAAUAAGUCACAUCGGCAAAAUUUGUUUGCGCACAAAAGUGGCAAUUAACGCCGACUAAAACCGAGUAUACAACAAGGAAAUACAAACCUUAUAGUUUGACGUUAAGAUUUAAAGUUUUAAACACAAGAACAACAGAGACUCAUAAUUCACGCGUACAAAACAUGGCGCGUAGGCAACAACCAAUAGCGCACGGACGCGCGCAAUGAUUGGCGCAGAUAUUUU
This is a messenger RNA of Maniola jurtina (meadow brown), 1774 nucleotides long. Its product is annotated as cytochrome c oxidase assembly protein COX15 homolog. The transcript has 8 exons. The record is from RefSeq and is a predicted model, not a curated record. Gene Ontology annotation, cellular component: mitochondrial inner membrane. Gene Ontology annotation, biological process: heme A biosynthetic process. The coding region runs from base 186 to 1466 and encodes 426 amino acids. Lineage: Eukaryota; Metazoa; Arthropoda; Insecta; Lepidoptera; Nymphalidae. Gene Ontology annotation, molecular function: oxidoreductase activity, acting on NAD(P)H, heme protein as acceptor.